GUAAAACUCAGGUUUAAAGCGGCGUGGUUCAGGAACACAUUAAGCACCUAAUCCUUGUUGUAAAACUUAUUUAUUAGGUAGGGCUGCUAGGAGCUUACCCUGCUGCCCGUCCCUUCCUACAGACGGGUUACAGCCAAUAAUGGCAAGCCUACCUCAGGCCGCAGGAAGGAAUCGACGUGCCGCACUACACAGCAUCAUACCUACCUUGUUCGAGGUGAGAUAAGACCGAUCGCCCCAGGAUUCUUUUACUUUCUAAGGACCGUUUCAACCCGGAGCUUACCUCCAAAUUUCAAAUCGAUACGGACUAUCAAUCUCAACUCGUCUAUCCGAUUGUCCAAGCAUCAUGGCAUCGGAUAGCGUGCAGGUCAUACAAUACCUCGUCGACACUCGGCCUUUAUGGCCAAAAGCGACCAAGACGAAGGAUCUCGAAAAUGAGGCCGCCCGCGCCCUAGCGCUCCUCACCGACGAGGAAAAGACUAAAGUACUACGGUACUACUUUGUCGCGGACGCUAAAAUGUCACUCACGUCGCACCUGUUGAAACACUGGGUCGUCGCGCGGUACGCCAACGUGCCCUGGUGGGACACCAAGCUCACGCGCGACGACAAGACGAAGCCCGUGUACGUGGACCCAACCACGGGGAAACAGCCCGUCGCUUUCAACGUCAGCCAUCAGGCCGGACUAGUCGCGCUCGUCGCUGUGGCUGGGUACUCUACCACCAAAGAGAACGGGGAAACGGGCAAGGGGGAAGAGGUCAAUAUCGGCACGGACAUAGUAUGCACGAGCGAGCGGCGCACGCGCGACCACAGGGUCAUCGAUACGGAGGGCUGGGGCAAGUUCGUCGAUAUGCACGCGGAUGUGUUCGGCCGCGGCGAGGCUAGGUAUCUCAAGGGCGACUUGCUGAGUACACAGCCUGGCCUCCCGUCGCUAGCCCGCGGAGACGAGAUCACGGAUUUUAAGCUCAGGUGCUUUUAUACGCUGUGGUGUCUGCGCGAGGCGUAUGUGAAGAUGACGGGGGACGCGUUGUUGGCGCCGUGGUUACGGGAUUUGGAGUUUCGGCGGUUUAGAGCGCCCGUGGGGGGUUUGGAGUUUGGGCAGGUUAGGGAGGAGGAGGAGGGGAGGGAGGGGGAGGUUGUGAUGGAUCAGGAGGUUUGGUUUCGGGGGGAGAGGGUUGUGGAUGCGAGGAUUGUUAUGAGGAGUUUGGGCGAGGAUUAUAUGACUUGUACGGCGGUUAGGACGCCUGUGAGGAAGGAGGACGCGCUGGGGUGGAAGGUAGGGCCGUUUGAGUUUUUGGAGAUGGAGACGGUGUUGGGGGAUGCGGAGGCGAGGUUGGGGUGAGGUGCGGUGAGUGAGGUAACGGAUGGUACGGUUGGUGAUGGGUGCUGUUGCGUAUUGUAUUACGAGGGCUUGAGGGCUGGGUUGGUGGCUUAGGGUACGGGUUACGAUUACGAAGCUGGUUAGGCGUGUAUGAUUUCAAAUACGAUGUCUGGAUGUUUCGCUUACCUACAUAGAGGCUUAGAUUUCAACGUGUUCUGGUCAUUGGAUCGCAUUCUUUCCAUCUAAUGUACCUAACUUCGAGUGUUUCUCCGCCGGAUCUCAAGUCCGUAGGAUCGCUCGAUUUGAGGCGCAAAUAUGGUGUGGUAUACUAGCUGAAAUAAGGAGGGUUAUGGUCGCAUCGUAGCGCACCCG
Molecule: messenger RNA, 1687 nt
Organism: Annulohypoxylon maeteangense
Lineage: Eukaryota; Fungi; Ascomycota; Sordariomycetes; Xylariales; Hypoxylaceae
Product: phosphopantetheinyl transferase
Exons: 2
Coding region: 344-1336 (330 amino acids)
Cellular component (GO): cytosol
Molecular function (GO): magnesium ion binding; holo-[acyl-carrier-protein] synthase activity
Source: RefSeq, a predicted model, not a curated record